AUGUUAAAGUGUUUACUUUAUGUGGGUUUUGCUAACUUCAAUAUCUUGGUGUUGGGCGAAAUAAUAUUUUUCUACAAGGCGGUCCAGUCCAAGGACACAGUUUUGGGUGCUAUAGCUGUGGCCCCCUGUAUUGGUUUCUCGCUGGUGGCAGAUUUCAAGCAACUAGCUCUAGUGCGUAAUAAGAAAACUGUACAAAAACAUUUCGAUCAAAUGGAAAGCAUUUUUCCAAAUACCAGCAAAAUGCAGGAGCUAAAUCGUUUGCACUACCACGAACGUAUUAUGCAUCGUGUCAUGAUUAUAUUCUCCAUAUUGUGCCUGGCCUAUACAUCAACGUUUAGUUUUUAUCCUGCCUGUAAAUCUUUCGUGAAAUAUUAUUUUUUGGGUGCCGAGAAAUUUGAACGCAAACUGGGCUUUUUAGUUUGGUAUCCCUAUGAUGAGACGGCUAAUACUUGGGUGUAUUGGUUGACAUAUUUGGGCCAGGUUCAUGGUGCCUAUUUGGCUGGUGUGGCAUUUUUGUCGGCCGAUUUAUUGCUGGUUACCUCGGUCACUCAACUGAAUAUGCAUUUCAAUUACUUAUCCAUGGAAUUGGAACAAUAUCAGCCGGAUGCCAGGCAUGAGAAGAAAGAUUUGGAGUUUUUGAAUCGUAUUAUUAAGCAGCAUAUUAAUUGUUUGGAACUCAGCGAACACGUCAAUAUCAUCUUUAGUUUUUCACUGCUGCUCAACUUUUUGACUGCCUCAUUGACGAUUUGUUUUAUCGGCUUCCAAGUGACCACCUCUAGUCUGGAAGUGAUUAUAAUGUAUUGUAUAUUCUUGUUGGCCUCCAUGUUGCAAGUGUUCAUAGUAUGUUACUAUGGAGAUGAACUAAUGACGGCGAGCUUAAAAGUUGGUGAUGCUGCCUAUAAUCAAAAUUGGUUUAAUGCCAGCAUUAGAUACAAGAAAAUGAUAUUGCUAAUUAUACGCCGAAGUCAACGACCCUCGUGUAUAACACCGCCCACUUUUACUGCCGUGUCCUUUGAGUCGUAUAUGAAGGUCAUUAGCAUGUCUUAUAGAUUUUUCGCCUUAUUAAGAACAACAUAUUAUGACAACUAG
Messenger RNA from Calliphora vicina (urban bluebottle blowfly), 1089 nucleotides. Its product is annotated as odorant receptor 67c-like. Gene Ontology annotation, cellular component: plasma membrane. The transcript is spliced from 4 exons. Gene Ontology annotation, molecular function: odorant binding; olfactory receptor activity. The record is from RefSeq and is a predicted model, not a curated record. The coding region runs from base 1 to 1089 and encodes 362 amino acids. NCBI's taxonomy places the organism in Eukaryota, Metazoa, Arthropoda, Insecta, Diptera, Calliphoridae. Gene Ontology annotation, biological process: sensory perception of smell; detection of chemical stimulus involved in sensory perception of smell.